AUCCCUGAACAUUAUUCAUUGCAGUAUUGAUUUAUUGAGUCGUGUUUGCAAAUAAAAAUAUUAUAGUGCACUCUGAACAACUAGCUACUAGUUUUCAGGGUAUACGGUGACCCUCGGGCGUUAACUCCGAUGUGAGAUAAUAGAUUCAACAAGUACGUUUGAUAACAAAACAUUGUGUGUUAAAAACAAACAAGGAAAGUGAAAUCUAAAUCUCUUAUCAACACUGCUCUCUAUUUUUAAUAAAUUGUAACAAAUUCGAAAAAAUGUCGGCCCUUUUGACUGCCGACUGGUUCCAGUUGGACUCCUAUUACAGGAAGUUUGACCUCUACAACAUGGUCUGGGCUAUGGACGAAGGCCUGGAUCACAUGAUUGUGAGUGGAGCACCGUACGGUGGCCCCAUAGCCGUGGUGCGGGACAGGAAGCAGUAUGUGAGGAUCUUGGGUACCAGCAAGCCAGUUAUCACUCUGUACAAUGGAGUUGGAACUAUUAUUUCUAAGAUAGUGUGGAACAGUGGUGAGCUUGUCCACAUGGGCUGGUCCAAUGAAGAACAACUCCUGUGCAUCCAGGAAAGCGGGGAUGUCCUGGUCUAUGACAUGUUUGGAGCUUAUCAGAGGACCUUUAACAUGGGUCAGGAAGUCAGGGACACUAAGGUGUCCAAAGCCCAGUUGUUCCCGAACCCAGUGGGUGUGGGCCUAGCCGUGAUCACAACCACCAACCGCAUGUUCCUGCUCAGCAAUGUCUCUGACCCUAAAGUUAGAUCCGUACCUGACUUGCCACGAGCGAAUGAACCUAUCUCAUGUUGGUGCGUUCUGAGUACUGGCUUCCUUGUAUGCAGGGACAAGGAAAUCUAUAAGUGCCAGCUGGGCGAGUCGCGGGCUGUGCUUAUGCGUCCCGAAAUAAAGAAUCCAUACACGCAGAUUCUUUCAAUAGUUGCAUCUCAGAACGGCAUGCAUGUUGCAUUCUUCACCGACUCCGGCAUACUGUGGAUCGGGUCGUCCGACUUCAAGACGACUUAUUCUGAGAUCGAUACCGGAUUUAUUAAGCAGCCUAAAGAGUUGAUGUGGUGCGGUUCUCAAGCAGUAGUAGGCCACUGGGACGACAUGAUGUGUAUCUACGGAUCUAAGGGCCAAUCCGUGCAAUACCCCUACGACGGACCGUUCCAUCUCAUACAAGAGAUCGAUUGCGUUCGAGUUGUCUCCGAAACCACGCACGAACUCAUCCAGAAAGUUCCAUUCGUCGUCGAGAAAAUAUUCCGCAUCAAUAGUACGGCCCCUGGGUCGUAUUUGAUGGAGGCUUCUAGGCAGUUCCAGUUGCACAGUCACCGAGCAGAUGAAUACAUAAGACUGGUGAAGCCUGAUCUUCCUAUAGCUGUGCAAGAUUGCAUCGAUGCUGCUGCCUUUGAGUUCAGCCCAGAUGUCCAAAAGAAACUGAUCAGGGCCGCUCAGUUCGGCAAAUGUUUCUUCAUGGACCCUGAAUUGACGGAACAUUUCGUCAAAACUGGGCGGUGGCUGAGGGUCUUGAACUCCGUUCGAGACCCCAAAGUGGCUAUACCGCUUACUUCUACGCAGAUGGCUCACCUCGGUGAAAGGGUGCUGCUAGACCGUUUGAUCUGGCGUCGUCUGCAUUGCCUGGCUGGGUACAUUGCGUCACAUUUGCACAUGAAGGAUGGGAAGACCAGAGUACUCUCACACUGGGCUUGUUAUAAGGUGACUCAACCUCACUUAGACAACGAGAGCGCUGCCCGCGAGAUUGGCGAGAAACUUCGCGGAGUGCCUGGAAUAUCCUACACCAUGAUUGCCAUGAAAGCAGCUGAAAAGGGACGAAAGGCGCUUGCUAUCAAAAUAUUGGAAUAUGAAACUCACAGCAAACUUCAAGUUCCUCUGCUCUUGUCUUUGGGCGAGGGACCAACUGCUUUACUGAAAGCGACUGCCAGUGGCGACACCGAUCUGAUCAAUAUAGUACUGCUGCAUCUCAAGGAGAAGAUGGGGAAACGCGAAUUUGAGCUCACAAUACGCGGCUUCGCCCUCGCCCACGCUCUCUACAUAAAGUACUGCGCGAAUAACAACCGCGAGGCUCUGCGUCAAGUCUACGUACAAGAAGACGACUUCCAAGGACAGGCCGCCACGCAUAUCCGUGAUGCGAUAGACCAGACCAACCCGGGGAGCAUUGAGGCGUCGCUUAUAUCUGCUAGGGAGUGCUAUAAGAAGGGGAAGAAUGAUUUGGGCGUCUCCACCUGCGAGGACGCCCGCAAACUCUGCAAGCAGCAGUCCAGCCUACAAGAGACAUACGGCAGCAGCUUCGUAGGCCUCUCUCUACACGACACGGUCCGCAAGUUGCUGGAGCAGGGCGAAAUCAAGUUAGCUGAUAAACUGCGCUCGGAGUACAGGAUGCCUGAUAGACGUUACUGGUGGCUCCGUAUCCUAACCCUAGCCGAGAGCGAUGACUGGGCUGAGCUGGACAAGUUCUCCAAGUCCAAGAAAUCUCCCGUUGGGUACGAACCUUUUGUGGAUGCCUGUCUCAAGUAUUGCAAGCAUGAAGAGGCGCUGAAGUACCUGCCUCGCUGCGCUGAUGAUAUUAAAGUCAAGUAUUAUGUGAAAGCUGGUUACUACGAAGAAGCGGCCGAAGUAGCCUUCGAACAGAAAGACAUGAGCGCUCUCUUGUACGUACAGAACAAAUGUCCUCUCAACGAGUCCACAAAACACGCCAAAAUCGCGUCACUGCUCGAACGACUACCCACCAAGAAGUAAAUUAGCUGUAAGCACUAUUAACUGUCUAUAUUCGAAUUAAACUAGACUCUAUUUUAUAGGAAGAAUUUUUAAUCACCAUCCAAAGAGCAUUUGAACAUAACGAGUAUUCACACAGUCCGCCAUUUUGAAAAAAAUACGAUAUUUUUCGUCUCUGGUUUCUAGUCGUUGAGUAAUAUAAUGUAUACUUUUUCAAAAUGGCGGACUGCAUGUAUGCUUCGCCCAAAAUGUUUGCAGCUCUAUAAAAAAUAUUGACGAAAAUAACAAACAUGUGAUGUUUUAACGAAUUCGUAAAACGUAAUUGCAUUCGAUAAAAAUGGAUGUAAAACUGACUGAUUUCGAUAUAAUAUGUAUACUAUAUAUUUUUAAUGAAAUAUUUUUUAUAUUUAUACUUAUCACUCGGUAUUGAGAUAUGGUUUAACAAACUUUUAUAAAAAAAAUCGAAUUUAAAAUUAUUCGUUAUUAUAUUUUAAUAAUAAAUUAUGCUUUGGUUACAUAAAAAACCGGUAAAAAAAUAGAUGGUUAUUAAAAAUCUCCCUGUACCUGCAUCUAACCGACUUGCCCUGGAUGUAAUCGUAGCAAAUACCUUUUACAGUAAUCAACCUCUAUUUGAAACUACAUUAUGUGUCUAUGAAUAUCAUUAUAGCAAGUAGAUAAUGUACCUAUUUAAAUUAUAAUAUCAUCCUAUGUAUUGCCAUAUAAAAUAUCGAUAUUCUUUAAGUUUAUAAUUAAAAAAUAAGUUCCUUUAUUGUCACUUUAUAUUAAUAUUUGUAUAAAUGUAUUAUUUAAGAAGUAUGUGAUAUAUGAUUUAAGCAAAAUAAA
Messenger RNA from Helicoverpa zea (corn earworm), 3566 nucleotides. RefSeq names its product vacuolar protein sorting-associated protein 16 homolog (gene Vps16A). Gene Ontology annotation, molecular function: actin binding. Bases 264 to 2747 code for a protein of 827 amino acids. The transcript is spliced from 15 exons. The record is from RefSeq and is a predicted model, not a curated record. Gene Ontology annotation, cellular component: endosome; HOPS complex; cytoplasm. Gene Ontology annotation, biological process: intracellular protein transport; vacuole fusion, non-autophagic; endosomal transport. Lineage: Eukaryota; Metazoa; Arthropoda; Insecta; Lepidoptera; Noctuidae.